CCGCCACUGUCAAUCCGUCUUAUCUAGAUGACCUCUAACCUCAAAAUCUACAAAAUAGCAUAUUUCUAAAAUAGUAAAAUUCCUCAUUAUGCACUUGCGUUCUCUAAAAUGUGCACUUACAAACACAAAUUUCAUUAGAUUUUCGCUCUCUUUCGGCCCCCCCUCACCCGUCUCAAUACCCAUUCGAUCAAUACAACACCUAAGUAAGUGCAAUUUUUUUUCAACAAAACCUGCAGAAAUGGCAAAACCGUCUGUCUACGUAACAAGAGAAAUCAAUAAAGAAGCCCUCGCUGUUUUAGCCGACACCUGCGAGGUCACAUUCUGGCCAGGACCGGACCCAGUCCCACGCUCCGAGCUCCUCAAGAACAUCGCCCACAAAGACGCCCUCUUGUGCAUGCUCACCGACAAAAUAGACGCAGAAGUGCUACAAUGCGCAGAACAACUAAAAGUCAUCGCAACCAUGUCAGUGGGCUACGACCACCUAGACUUAAAAGAAAUAAAAAAGCACGAAAUCAAAGUGGGCUACACCCCCGGUAUCCUAACUCACGCCACCGCCGAACUCACCGUCGCUCUUCUUUUAGCGACGAGCCGCCGCCUCUUCGAAGCCAACGCUGCGGCCAGAAAUGGCGGCUGGCAGGCUUGGUCGCCAUUUUGGAUGACCGGGCCGGGGCUGGAAGGAGCCACGGUCGGGAUAGCGGGCUUUGGACGCAUCGGACAAGAAGUGGCCAAACGACUCAUACCCUUCCAAAUUAAAAAACUCAUUUAUUUUAAUAGGUCUCAGAAACCGGAAGCUGAGUCCACGAUGGGGGCGGUCAGAGUUACGUUCGACGAGUUAUUGCAACAAAGCGACUUUUUGGUGGUUUGUUGCGCCCUAACGUCUGACACUGUGGGGAUGUUUGAUAAAGCGGCGUUCCACAAGAUGAAGAAAACGGCAAUUUUUGUUAAUACGAGUAGAGGGGGGCUGGUGGACCAGGAUGAGUUGGUUAAGGCGCUGCAGGAGGAGCGGAUUGCGGGGGCGGGGCUUGAUGUUAUGACCCCGGAACCGCUGCCACUGGACCAUCCGCUUUUUAAAUUGAAGAAUUGUGUUAUUAUGCCGCAUAUUGCGAGUGCGGCGGUACAGACGAGGGCGGGGAUGGCGAUGCUCAGUGUGGAGAAUAUUGUAGCGGGGUUGAAGGGGGAAAAGAUGCCUAGUGAACUUACACUGGAUUAAUAAAUUUGAAUAGAUAAAAUAAGUUUG
Messenger RNA from Zophobas morio, 1237 nucleotides. Its product is annotated as glyoxylate reductase/hydroxypyruvate reductase. Bases 89 to 1210 code for a protein of 373 amino acids. The record is from RefSeq and is a predicted model, not a curated record. Gene Ontology annotation, cellular component: cytosol. The transcript has 2 exons. NCBI's taxonomy places the organism in Eukaryota, Metazoa, Arthropoda, Insecta, Coleoptera, Tenebrionidae. Gene Ontology annotation, molecular function: NAD binding; hydroxypyruvate reductase [NAD(P)H] activity; glyoxylate reductase (NADPH) activity.